Messenger RNA from Dromiciops gliroides (monito del monte), 7090 nucleotides. It is a transcript of the gene SALL3, whose product is annotated as spalt like transcription factor 3. Bases 425 to 4441 code for a protein of 1338 amino acids. NCBI's taxonomy places the organism in Eukaryota, Metazoa, Chordata, Mammalia, Microbiotheria, Microbiotheriidae. Gene Ontology annotation, biological process: regulation of transcription by RNA polymerase II. The record is from RefSeq and is a predicted model, not a curated record. Gene Ontology annotation, cellular component: nucleus. Gene Ontology annotation, molecular function: RNA polymerase II cis-regulatory region sequence-specific DNA binding; DNA-binding transcription factor activity, RNA polymerase II-specific. The transcript is spliced from 3 exons.
CCGCUUCCGAAGCCGCUCUCGCUCCCGCUCCCGCUGCCGCCGCCGCCGCCGCUAUCGGUGCGUCUAGCAGGAGGUGCUGGUGCUGGGGAGACACAUCAUUUGGCGGAGUGAAGCGGCUAAUUGCGGAGCCCCAUCCCUCAUUUGCAUAGGCAGCCGGAGUCCGCUGGAGCCCGGCCAAUCCGAGCUCGCCCCCUCCAUUAAUCGCCAUGCAUUAUUCACCAGCCUAAUUACACAGCCCCAUGCGCAAUCCGCGCAGCCGCCGCCGCCGCCGCCGCACCGCACUCCUCAGACUCGCACCAGCUAAUUCCCUGCAAUUUCCCCCCCAACACGACUUAUUUGCGAACAAUUUUCACACACACAACCCCCCCGUUUGCUGUUUUGCUGAUGCCUCUGCAAAAAGCAGAACCAACUCGCAGUUAGCAGCAUGUCUCGUCGAAAGCAAGCCAAGCCCCAGCAUCUGAAAUCGGACGAGGAGCUCCAGCAGUCCGAGGUAGUUUCUGAACACGCCGUCCCAGGGGAAGGCGCAGAUGAUGGUGAUAGUGGGAAUGAAAGCAGAAGUGGAAGUGAAGAAACAAAUGUUUGUGAGAAAUGCUGUGCAGAAUUCUUCAAAUGGACAGACUUUCUGGAGCACAAGAAGAAUUGCACAAAAAACCCACUGGUGUUGAUUGUGAACGAAGAUGAACCAGCACCACCCUCUGAAGAAUUCCCUGAACCUUCGCCUGCUAGUUCUCCCAGUGACCAGACUGAGAGUGAGGUCACGGAAGAAAACAUUCAGACAGAAAACAAUGAGAGCUGUGAGGUGAAGGUGGCAGAGAAGGAGGAAGAGCCAAUGGAAGUGGAAACUUCUGGGGAGAAAAGCUACCAGAAUCAAGGCACUUCAAACGCCACUCCGACCACCCCUCUACCUCAGAUUCCAGAACCAUCUUCCAUGACCAAUUAUAACAUGCCAAACACUAAUGUUACAUUAGAAACUCUCCUGAGCACUAAAGUGGCUGUGGCCCAGUUCUCCCAAAAUGCAAGAUCCUCGGGGAGUGCAAAUGCAAGCAGUGGGGUGACCGCCAUGGCCAUCCCGAUGAUCCUGGAACAGCUCAUGGCCUUGCAGCAGCAGCAGAUCCACCAGCUCCAGCUCAUUGAGCAGAUUCGUAGUCAGGUAGCCAUGAUGAACCGACAGCCUCUCCGGCCCUCUUUAAACCCAGCAGUGGCUUCUCAGAAUGCUCCGGUAGCAGCAUCUAACCAGCUCCAAGGGUUUGCUGCACAUUCUGCUCUUCAGUUAACUACUGCAGUCCCCCCAACCGUGGCUGGGCAAGCUACAAACAAUCCACCUUCUACCUUUGAGGGCUCUCAGCACAUCUCCCAGCCUACGUCUGGAGCAAGCACCCCGAACGUAUCCAGUAAUGGAUCUUCUUCUGCACCAACAGAACCUAGUACAUCCUCAUCUGCUAAUGCAGUUCCAGUGUCCAUAACUCCUGCUUCUGUGUCAAAUACUACUAACAGUUCUUCACAGCCCCAGAACACUUCAACUCCACCCACCCUGGGUCAUGGAAAUCUUCUCACCUCAACUUCCAGUCUGCCAAACCCACUUCUACCUCAGACCUCAUCAAAUAGUGUGAUCUUUCCCAACCCGCUGGUUAGCAUUGCCGCAACUGCUAAUGCAUUAGACCCCCUAUCCGCCCUCAUGAAACACCGCAAAGGAAAACCACCAAAUGUGUCGGUGUUUGAACCUAAGUCAAGCUCUGAGGAUCCAUUUUUUAAACAUAAGUGUAGAUUUUGUGCCAAGGUCUUUGGAAGUGAUAGCGCUUUACAAAUUCAUUUGCGUUCUCACACAGGAGAGAGGCCUUUUAAGUGUAACAUAUGUGGGAAUCGAUUUUCAACUAAAGGCAAUCUAAAAGUGCAUUUUCAGAGGCACAAGGAGAAGUAUCCCCAUAUCCAGAUGAAUCCUUACCCUGUUCCAGAAUACCUCGACAAUGUCCCCACUUGCUCUGGAAUUCCCUAUGGAAUGUCACUGCCGCCUGAGAAACCAGUGACAACCUGGCUAGACAGCAAGCCAGUGUUGCCAACUGUCCCCACAUCCAUUGGACUGCAGCUUCCUCCCACUAUACCUGGUGUUAAUAACUAUAGCGACUCUCCAAGUAUCACUCCCAUAAGCCGGUCACCUCAGAGGCCAUCUCCUGCUUCCAGUGAAUGCACUUCUUUAUCCCCUGGUCUCAACAAUUCCGAGUCAGGCAUAACAGUGACUGCAGAAUCCCCACAACCAAUUCACAGUGGGUCUUCUCUAACAAAAACUGAACCUAUCAGUUUGCCUUCCACAAACACACGAGUGGGAGAAGUCUCCAUCAGCGUGCAAGUUACUACAGUUUCCACUUCGAUUGUUACCACUGUAACAGAUAGUAGUGUUUCCACAACCCUCCCCAACCCUGUGCUUCCAGCAAUCUCUGACCAGUUCAAAGCAAAGUUCCCAUUUGGUGGUCUGCUUGACUCUAUGCAAACAUCAGAAACCUCAAAGCUGCAACAGUUAGUUGAGAACAUUGAUAAGAAGAUGACAGAUCCAAAUCAAUGUGUCAUUUGUCACCGGGUGCUUAGUUGUCAGAGUGCUCUCAAGAUGCAUUACAGAACACAUACAGGAGAAAGACCAUUUAAAUGCAAAAUUUGUGGACGUGCCUUUACUACAAAAGGCAAUCUAAAAACACAUUUUGGAGUUCAUCGAGCGAAGCCACCACUAAGAGUACAGCAUUCAUGUCCCAUUUGUCAAAAGAAAUUUACAAAUGCUGUUGUUCUUCAGCAACAUAUUCGUAUGCAUAUGGGGGGACAAAUCCCAAACACACCAUUACCAGAGGGCUUCCAAGAUGCCAUGGAUUCAGAACUUUCUUAUGAUGAAAAAAACAUCGAAACCCUGAGCAACUAUGAUGAUGACAUUGACGAAAAUUCUAUGGAAGAAGACCCAGAGCUAAAGGACACAGCUAGUGACUCAUCCAAACCACUAAUAUCUUACUCUGGGUCAUGUCCCCCUUCACCACCUUCUGUAAUCUCUAGCAUUGCUGCCCUGGAGAAUCAGAUGAAAAUGAUUGAUUCUGUCAUGAACUGUCAGCAGUUGACCAGCUUGAAAUCCAUAGAAAAUGGAUCAGGGGAAAGUGACCAUUUAAGUAAUGAUUCCUCAUCAGCUGUAGGUGAUCUUGAAAGCCAGAGCGCAGGCAGUCCUGCCAUGUCAGAAUCAUCUUCAUCCAUGCAAGCAUUGUCCCCAGUAAACAGCAACGGUGAAAGUUUUCCUUCCAAGUCUCCAGGCCUGAGCAACCAAGAAGACCCCCAAGAAACACCACUAAAGACAGAAAAACCAGACAGUCCACCACCUGCUCCUGAAAAUGGAGGUGCACUCGAUCUGACAGCUCCUACCCCGGGCAGACCAGUCAUCAAGGAGGAAGCUCCUUUUAACCUGCUGUUCCUCAACAGAGAACGUGGUAAGUUUAAAAGUACUGUUUGUAAUAUCUGUGGCAAGCCUUUUGCUUGUAAGAGUGCAUUGGAAAUUCACUACCGCAGCCAUACUAAAGAACGUCCAUUUGUUUGUACAGUCUGCAGUCGCGGGUGUUCCACUAUGGGUAAUUUAAAACAGCACUUACUGACACACAAAUUAAAAGAGCUGCCUUCUCAGUUAUUUGAACCCAACUUUACUCUAGGUCCCAGCCAAAGUACUCCUAGCCUGGUCACCAGCACUGCGCCUACCAUGAUCAAAAUGGAAGUGAAUGGUCACAGCAAGCCGAUCUCACUGGGGGAGGGCCCUCUGCUUCCAGCUGGAAUCCAGGUUCCUGCUGCACCACAGACAGUGAUGAGUCCAGGCCUCACUCCUAUGCUGGCACCCCCACCACGGCGAACACCUAAGCAACACAACUGUCAAUCGUGUGGGAAGACCUUCUCCUCAGCAAGUGCACUCCAGAUACAUGAGCGCACCCAUACUGGUGAAAAGCCAUUUGGUUGCACAAUCUGUGGUAGAGCUUUUACCACAAAGGGGAAUCUCAAGGUUCAUAUGGGAACUCACAUGUGGAAUAAUGCCCCUGCAAGACGCGGCCGCCGACUAUCUGUGGAAAAUCCCAUGGCAUUGUUAGGUGGUGAUGCACUGAAGUUCUCUGAAAUGUUCCAAAAGGAUUUGGCAGCUCGGGCAAUGAAUGUUGACCCCAAUUUUUGGAACCAGUAUGCUGCAGCUAUCACAAAUGGACUUGCUAUGAAGAACAAUGAGAUUUCAGUCAUACAGAAUGGAGGCAUUCCACAACUCCCAGUAAGUCUAGGUGGAAGUGCCAUUCCACCCUUAAGUAACAUUACAAGUGGUAUGGACAAAGCUCGCACAGGCAGCAGCCCUCCUAUUGGUGGCCUGGACAAAGCAAGUUCAGAAACAGGAGCCAGUCGUCCAUUCACAAGGUUUAUUGAGGAUAACAAGGAGAUUGGUAUAAAUUAAAUGCGAGAAAUGUGAAUAACUCUUGGGACUCUUAAUCAACACAUUUGUUCUAUUUCAUGUACAAAUUUGGAAGUUUUAAGCAUUAGUCUUAUGAUCUAAAUGCCUAGGUUCCCUUUAAAAUUUUAUCCAUAGCAGAAAAUACAUUAACUAUGUGGCUGCUGAAAAGUUGUCUUGCAAGAGCUGCAUGGUACUUCUUUUAACAGUGAGUUUGACUGUUAUUGAGAACUCUGAAACCUUUAAAAUUUAAGUUAACAAGGAGUCAAUGGAAACUGCAUUAGCAACUGAAAGAGGUUAGACCAAGUCCACUUUGUUUCUUAUAAAACUUAAUGAUCACCUAAGAGGGAAAAAAGAAAAAAAGAGGGGGUGGGGGGGGCUUCACUGCGGCAUUCUGGUCAAACUUAUUUGCUGGUUCUGUUCAAAUUAGUUAGAAACUUGAACUAUGUUUUUAGAAAUCUUAAUCUUAAAUAAGUGAUUUAGUACCCCCAUGCUGUGUAUUAUGACAGUAUCCUUGUCUGUAGUAUUUAUAAUGUUAAGAUUAUGCGGGUAACAGACAAUAUACUAGCCCCAUCCUUAAAUGAAGCUUUUGUACUGCAAAAUACAUCUGGCUAUGUGAUUUUUUUUUAAAAGGAAGAUUUGUUUUACUAUAAGUAAGUGGUUUAUUUCAAUGCAGGCAAAAUUGUGAAGUUUUAUUGGGAAAGAUAGCAUGCUUUUCAUGUGCAAGUACCUGUCAGUAACAAAUCUUUUUUUAUUUAAAUAUUUGUAGCUGCUAUGUGGACAGUUGUUCUAUUAAAUGAAAAAUGUAGUGUGGUCUGUAGCUCAAUGAUUGGAAAACAAGUUACAGACAAACCUUAUCACCAUAAAUUAUUCACAACAUUAUAAACAGUUGUGAGUAAAUAUUUCAUGUUAUCAAAGUUGUACAAUAAAAAGGUAAUGUUUGUAUAAUGUGGUUGCAAACUCUUAAUUUAUACUAUUGCACUUUUAGUAUUUUGUAUUAGGGAGGUUUGUCUAUAAUUUGAAAAUGAAAAAAUAUGUAAACUAUUUUAUAAAUAGUACUUUGGUUUAAGGAAAAUGAAAAAAAAAACCUGUUACAGUUUCUUGUUUUGUCUUAAGGUCAAAUAAUAUGAGAGAUCUAUGCUACUUAAAUAGAAAAGCCACCAAGAUUUGUCAGAUCCUCAGUACAAUAGGGCCUGCCAUUUCUGAAAUUGAAAUGAUUUAUUUAACUUUUCUACAAAGCCCAUUAAAAACUGUGACCACCCCUAACAAAACUUUGAUGAAUUAAUCUUAGGAUGUGACAUCAAUGCAAGCCCAGGAAACAGUAAAGAGAACAUUGUGUAGGUUUAAUUUUACUGUAAUCUGUUCUGUCUCUUUCUCACACACCCACAAACAAGAUGUUGACUGCCUCACAGCACUGGUAUUAUGUACAAUAAACUGGGAAGAAAUAUUAAGUGUCUGGCAGUAUAAUCAGUCAUAACUGUAAAAUAUUCCAAAUUCCCAAUUUGCUGAUUAUUGUCUCAGAUUACAACAAAGCACAAUGUCCUCUGAUUAUUCUUAUACCAUUUUAUGCUGAUUACUUUGUUCAAAUGACAUCAGAUAGCUAAAGGGACUGGUUCCACUCCUCUUAAGCUAGGAUGCUGGUGAGGCUGGGGCUUAAUCAAAACUUGAACAGUAAAUGUUUUGUGUACUACCUCAUUUUUGUGCAUUACAAGCAUGGUGGAGUCUGACACUAUGAACUUCCGUCCAACAAAAUUGUUCAAGGGACAUCAUGGGUAGCUGGGUAACAGUGCAAGGAGUUGUAUGCCCCUGAAGAAAGAAUCAGACAGUGAGGUCUUCUUGGUUAAGACUGAAAAAAAUAGGACAAUCUCUUAUACCACAAAAAAAAAAUUACUGUAAGAAGAUGGACUAUUUCUGCCAUCGUGUAACUGAAUGAAAAGAGUUUUGAAGACUUGUUAGCUGUUUAUUUCUAUUGGAAAUGAACAAUGAACUAUACAGCUCUGUUUUCUACAGUGGUGAAAUAGAACUUCCCCAUGUUAUGCCAUCUUUUACCACAGAAUGUGGGGGAUCUGGGGGUUUUCCAAACAUUGGAAAAAGAAAACUGAGGUGGCUUAAUGUUGCUGUAAUUCAGCAGUUGAAUGUUUUUAUUUAUAUGUGUCAUUUUUGGUGUGAAUUUUUUGUUAGUAUUUGGUACCAUGUAGUGUUAUCUCUUCUCCCUAAAGGAUGUGUAUAACUUAACAAAAGAGAGAUGUAAAGUGUUGUAAAUAAGAUGGUUGAUGAAGGUACAGUAAGACUGACCCCAUUUUGUAUUCAGGGUUAGGUCACUCCUCUCUGCAUGGUGAAGAGAGACACUAUUUUUAUACUGCGAUACCAUGUAGGGCUAGGAGCCUCCCUGAACCAACUGGGAAUUGUUACCUAGAUCCAAUAUUUUUUAUGAUUAAAUCUUGUUGGCUUGACACAUCUACUGAUUGAAAUGGAUGUCUUAGUCUAGGUUACUAUUUUUGUCAUAUGAAUUGAAUAAAAUGCAGGCUGUAAUAUUAUUUCUGAAUUGCGUUCCUUGAUUAUUCUGAUGGAAAAGUGAGAGUUGAGCUUAUGGUCAUUUGUGGUGGAUGUACAUCAAUGAUUUUUCUCUAACCUUCAUACAUGAAUGCCAUCAUA